UGACGUUUCUCCUUAUUUUCCAGUAUUAAACCUUGGGGGAGGGAUCCUUGAGUUCUGUCGCACAACUACGGUAGACUGGAGGCUGUACUUUCUGACUACUGUUGUUGUUAAGAGUCAGGCAGCCAGUGGUGGGUCUAAACGAGGAUACGCAAAAAUAGCUUUUAAAGGCGAUUAGCUAUGACGGUCGCUAACGGAGGGGCUUCGCGGGAAUGUACGUAAAGAUGAGGAUUCCUCCGGUGUGGGCGCUGGGCGCUUGCCAGACUGGGUGAAGUGAGAACUAAGAGGGAAACCCACUGAGGAAGAACCACCACCUGGGGCUGCUGAGGAGGACCUCUGUGCAGGUUCACACGGCCAUCGGCAGGGUGGAGCUUCCUGACCCAUGGAGAAUUAUUUCCAGGCCGAGGCCUUUAACCUGGACAAGGUGCUGGACGAAUUCGAGCAGAACGAAGAUGAAACAGACACGCCGAUUCUCUCGGAUGCCAAGUGGACUCAGAUCUUGGCCCCACCUGCCCACAUGCUCUCUUUGAACCCUGCACUGGCCCAUGCAGAUCUCAGUCCCCGGGAAAGUCCUCUUCCCUUUAAGUCCCUCAGCGAUUCAUCCUCCAGUGCCUCGCCAGGAGCUGACCCUAAAAGGCAACCUGGGCCAGAACCUUCAUCCUGGGUAGAGGAGAGGCCGGCCGACGUCCACAGCCCACCCCUCCCUCAACCAAACAUUGGCAAGCUGGUGGGCACCGACGACCUCUUGCCACCCCCUGUUACGGCCUGUAGUGCCGUGGAGAACGGCUGCCCGGGUAGCCCACAGCUGGAUGGGCUCAGCGAAGAGAUAAGUUCUCCUACAGGAGUCCAGCCUGGUGCCCCUGACCAGGCACAUAAACCUGGAGAGGCGCCUGGCUCAGUUGGAGGGGGGAGUUCCACUACUACUCACUCCCACUUUACCUUUGAGGUGGGAUUAGGACAGAAAAAAAGUCCCCCUGAAAAUAUACUCCCAGAUCUUUCACCUGCAACGCAAAAUGGGGAAAGUGUUCAAGAUGAGAGCAGCACUGCUGUUUUACAAGACUUUGGUCCAGAAAGGCAAACUGUUAACUCAAAAAAGGAGCAGGAAGAAAGUGUGAAUGGGGGUGAAGUGUUUCAGACUGUGUGUGAGUUUAAGGAGAAAGUCAUGUCUCCUGGUAGGGCCAGAUUGGAGGAGAAGGAAAAGAGAUGCGAUCCUGAAGGACAGAUAGACCAGCUCCACAGAAUAACCAGCCUUCCUAAUGGUUUCAAACAGGAGAUCGAGAGCAACUCCAAGCUUAAGGACACGGAGGAGAAGCAUGAGGAGGAAGACUUUUCUCCCUCUUCUGUGCCCUCCAAGGAAGACUCUGUAACUGAGGAGAAAGAAAUGGAGGAGAGCAAGCAGGAGACGAGUGAAGGUGGAUCAGUGGGGUCAGGUAGCAACCAACCAAAACUCAACAACAACCGGCUUCAGCCUGUCAGCGUUCCCUACGGAGGGGCACGGCCAAAGCAGCCAGUCAGCCUCAAACUCCAGAUCCCACAACCGCUGUCGAGCCAGGUCCAGAAUCAGCUCGGCCCGUCUGCUGUAAGUAAGAACAAGAACCUCGACAACCAGUGUCGGAGAGGCCUGCCGUCUGAAGCAUCGCCUGGUGGCACGGAUCAGGGUGCGGUCAGUGUGAACGGAGACCAUUCUCCAUCACUGAUGCCCUCAGAGAGCCCAGACAAUGACCUUCAGGCUGGUCAGCAGGGUGCUCUGUGCAGAAAGGCUCCAAUCACACUGGGAGAGGUCGCCCCAGUGUGGGUGCCGGACUCCCAGGCUCCCAUCUGCAUGAAAUGUGACGUCAAGUUCACCUUCACCAAGAGGAGGCACCACUGCAGGGCCUGUGGCAAGGUGUUCUGCGCAGCGUGUUGCAGUUUGAAGUGUAAGCUUGUGUACAUGGACAGGAAAGAGGCACGCGUUUGUGUCACCUGUCAUUCAGCCCUGACAAGUGCUCAAUCAUGGGAGACACCAGCUACUUCAAGUAAUCAGAGUCCAAACCCAAACAACCCAGCAGAGUAUUGCUCCACCAUCCCCCCUCUGCAGCAGGCUCAGGCCUCUGGGGUUCUCAGCUCCCCCCCUCCCACCGUCAUGGUGCCCGUGGGAGUCCUGAAGCAGCCUGGCAAUGAGGGGUCCCUCUCACGAGACCAGAGGAGGGUGUGGUUCGCUGAUGGGGUCCUUCCUAACGGUGACACAGCAGAGUCCUCCAAACCUUCAACUUCCAGCCCAGCUCCCUCUCAGUCACGGGGAAUCUCUGCAUAUUCAAACAAAUCUUCUACAUCCGAGUCCUCAGAGGCAGCCCAUACCCCUGUUGCCCCGGUGGGCAGCCCCGUGGGCAGCUCUCUCAGUCUGAUCCCGGAGGACGGGCUCCCUCCCAUCCUCAUCUCCACCGGAGUCAAAGGAGGUACGGGAGGCCACAUCACAGAUUACGCUGUAGAGGAGAGGCCUUCAGAGAUCAUCCUCAUGCAGCAGUUGGAGGAGGGAGGUCCAGACCCCCUGGUGUUCGUUCUCAACGCUAACCUACUCGCCAUGGUCAAGCUUGUGAACUAUGUUAACCGGAAGUGCUGGUAUGUGACGACUAAGGGCAUGCAUGCUGUCGGUCAGGCAGAGAUUGUUGUGCUGCUCCAGUGUCUGCCUGACGAGAAGACCAUUCCAAAGGACAUAUUCACCCACUUUGUGCAGCUCUACCAGGAGGCUCUCAGUGGCAACGUGCUGAGCCACCUGAGUCACUCGUUUUUCACGCAGAGCUUCCUGGGCAGCAAGGAACAUGGCGGCUUCCUCUACAUCAGCCCCUCCUUCCAGUCGCUGCAGGACCUGCUACUGCCCAAUCCGCCCUACCUCUUCGGCAUCCUCAUCCAGAAGUGGGAAACGCCCUGGGCAAAAGUCUUCCCCAUCCGCCUUAUGCUGAGACUGGGAGCAGAGUACCGAUUUUAUCCGUGUCCACUGUUCAGUGUUCGCUUCAGAAAACCUCUGUUUGGAGAGACCGGUCACACCAUCAUGAAUCUGCUUGCAGACUUCCGUAACUAUCAGUAUACUCUACCAGUGGUCAAAGGUCUGGUUGUGGACAUGGAGGUGCGAAAGACGAGCAUCAAAAUCCCCAGCAAUCGCUACAAUGAGCUGAUGAAGGCCAUGAACAAGUCCAAUGAACACGUGCUGGCCAUGGGGGCGUGUUUCAACGACCGAGCCGACUCGCAUUUGGUGUGUGUCCAGAACGAUGAUGGGAACUACCAGACGCAGGCAAUCAGCAUCCAUCACCAGCCACGCAAAGUUACUGGAGCCUGCUUCUUUGUGUUCAGUGGUGCUUUGAAAGCCUCAUCUGGCUUCUUAGCCAAGACCAGCAUUGUGGAAGAUGGAGUGAUGAUCCAGAUCACAGCUGAAACCAUGGACUCUCUUCGGCAAGCCCUGAGGGACAUGAAGGACUUCACCAUUACAUGCGGUAAAGCCGACCAGGAAGAGAACCAAGAGCUCGUCCACAUCCAGUGGACAGAGGAUGAUCACAACUUUAAUAAGGGCGUCAUCAGUCCAAUCGAUGGCAAAUCUAUGGAAUCCAUCACUAGUGUGAAGAUCUUCCACGGCUCUGAGUUUAAAGCAAAUGGCAAAGUCAUCCGCUGGACUGAGGUGUUCUUCCUCCAGAGCGAAGACCAAACCAACGGGCUCAGCGACCCGGCCGAUCACAGCCGGCUGACAGAGAAUGUGGCCAGAGCUUUCUGCAUGGCUCUGUGUCCACACCUAAAGCUGCUGAAGGAGGACGGCAUGGCCAAACUGGGACUGAGGGUCACUCUAGACUCUGACCAGGUGGGUUACCUGGCAGGAAGUAAUGGGCAGCCUCUCCUGUCUCAGUACCUGAGUGACCUGGACAGCGCUCUGAUCCCCGUCAUCCACAGUGGGGCAUGUCAGCUGAGUGAGGGCCCUGUUGUCAUGGAGCUGAUCUUCUACAUCCUCGAGAUCAUCUCCUAAGAGCCCAAAACCUCCCACUAACCUGCACACUUCACCUCCAAACUGUUUUUUUUUAUUUUUAAUACCUUCUAACAUCAUCUUACAGCUUGGUCAUCUCCCUCCAACCACUUUCACCUCAAAAGAGCCAGAAAAACUGUGCAGUGCCUGGUGGGGUAGCAUUCUUCAAGUUAAACCUAUGCAUCCACCCAUCCUUGGUUUAGUUCCAGAGGGAUUCUGGGGCCCGAAGAAGCUCUGAGCAGGAUUCUCCAUCACCUCUGCUGACAGGUGGAGUGAUCUCUGGUCAUCUCCACAGAUUAGUCUGUCCUGAUACCCACACUUGUGACAUGCUUUUAUCAACUCUACAGUUGAAUUUCCAGAGCAAUUAGAUAACAAUUAUCAACAUUAAGAGGAACAUCAUCAAGUUUGAUAAAGUAUUUGAAGGAGGUACGGUUGGUAAAAACUGAUAAGAGUGCAGACGUUUUGGACAGAAUACCGUUUGGACAUGGGCAAUCCAACCUAUUCAUGUGCUAACGUUGGUUCAGACAGUACAGCUAAUAACUCUGCAUGUGUUAUCGUCUCGGUUAGAAGACGCUCGAUAUAUUUUUCAGUCAUCAAAGACUUCUUAAAGUGGCCUAAAAUAAUCAUUUACAAAAGUAGAAUUGUUGUGAAUGUAAGUGUGGAUCAAUCUGCUAACAUCUGCUAACGACACUGAACCAGUGCCACCAAUUUCCUGAUUUAGGUUUCUUUUUUUAAAGAAAAAAAAAGUGCAGAAACAACAUCCUCAAGUGAUCAGUCAACAUGUUUGGGGACAAAAAUAAAAAAUUACAUACACUUUCUUUAUCUAAAACCAGCCUUUUAAAAUACACAAACUGGGCAGUCUGACUAAAAUCGUAUUAAAUCAAAUUAGAUUGCCAAACCCAGAUAAUCCUAUUGAGAAUCAAAUUUCUCCUGCAUGUAAAUAUUUGCGGGACCCAAACUGGCCCUUUACUCUCUGUGAAUGCUCUCCAGUUACUGUUGUGGGAUUUGAAGUAAGAGAAUCGGGUAACAGUAGAAGAGCAGUAAGGGAAUACAUACGUGCUGUUAAUGUCAUAAAUCAUACACUAAAUGUACAGAAAUGUAAAGCUGUCCAAUUCACUGCUCAGAACGGCACCAAACUGCUACUAGCUAAAAUCUCAACUGGAAAAUGCCCAAAACUUGAAGCCGAAAUGGAGCAUACCGUCAGCAAGCAAACCAGAGGGAGUUGUGAAAUGAUGCAGAGAAGAAUAAUACCUUGUACAUCAGAUGUAAGUCAGCCUCCUGUCCUGCUGCUGUUAAAACUGCAGCAACACAAUCCCACAGCCUCAGAUUCAGGUGGGUUGUGGUAAGAUGAGACCAGGACUGAUUUCCUACUUCAGUCAUUAACUCCACUUUGGAAACAUAAGUGUGACUUAUGUGUAAUGCACUAAUCUCCAAUUCAGUGCUUAAAGUGUGGGUAUCUGGGCAGACCUGUUAGAUCCUCAGCUGCUUACUGGACAUCACUGUGGCAGCUGGAGGCUCUGAAGCAGUGAACUCUGGGUAAAACAUGCCUCUGUGUAGCACAGAUGCUGGUACAAGGGAGAUGCAUAUCGAUUGCUAAAAAGUUUGGACGAUAUUUUAAAAGAAAAAAAAUGAAACAGAAGAGGAAGGUGCCUCUGUGGCGAUUUUCGUCAUGUUUUUUUGCACGACGGUGCUCAGUGCCUGCAGCAGAGAAUCAUCAAGGGAGGGGAAAAAAAAAAUCUUGGCACCACUUUAAGCUUUACUCAUCACUGACCAAAUGCAUUAUGUCAUGAACAACUGCAUUGACUUGUAUAUAUUUUUAUAAGCAGAACAAUUUCUCUUCCCAUUACAUUAUCUGUAGCCUUCAGAGAUCCCAGUAUUAUUGACGUGACCAUCAACAACUCUUCUGACUGAUGCCCUGUGAAAUAAGAUUACAUGUUACUCUGACACUGUUUAACCCUCAUGUCCUACACAGCUGAUUUAGGGGGGGGGGACGGGUUUCAAUGCUUUAUGAUUAACUCAAACAAUCUGUACAUAAAGCUCAAGGACAAGAGGGAAAUCUGUUUUUUAACCAUACCAUCAUCCUCAGCAUCUCAGCUUAUUUUGGUCUUUUUAAUCAUACAAAAAGAAAAACUGUUAAAGAUGUAAAGAUAUAUAAAUACAUACACUAUAUAUAUAUACAUAUAUAAAUAUAGAAAAACUAUUAAAUUGCAGAAGCAGUGCACUGGAGUCUAAGCCAUUUACAGGAGUUGGCCCAAGCGACAGGGUUGCACUGUGUCCUUGUACACGGGUUUAUUUUAGCAGCUGGAUAGAAAAGAGCAUCUGUAAAGACCCGGGGCUGAAUGUAUCUCAUCUCACGUUUUCUGCAUCCUUCUAAAGCCCUCAAUGAAAGACGUUGCAGAACUCUGAGGAAGUGUUUUCAUGGGCCUCAACUAGUGCAUCUACGAUCAGAUUAUUCUGCAGCCGCUCUGUCUGCUCCAGACUGUGCCCUCCUUCAGCAACAUGGACCUGGAGAAGAAAUCUACGAAUGUAUUCCUUCUGUUUCUUAUUAAAACUUAAAAAAAAAAAAAAAAGUGCUUUUGUGUCUGCAAGACUAAUCACCAAAAA
Molecule: messenger RNA, 6586 nt
Organism: Melanotaenia boesemani (Boeseman's rainbowfish)
Lineage: Eukaryota; Metazoa; Chordata; Actinopteri; Atheriniformes; Melanotaeniidae
Gene: zfyve9a
Product: zinc finger, FYVE domain containing 9a
Exons: 19
Coding region: 380-3985 (1201 amino acids)
Biological process (GO): endosomal transport
Cellular component (GO): early endosome membrane
Molecular function (GO): metal ion binding
Source: RefSeq, a predicted model, not a curated record